AAUUGUUAUUAUUAUGAUCUUGAACGAACUAAAAAGAAAAAGAAAAAAAUCUUGAACGAUAUUAUUCAGAGCAAUCUGCUUCUUUCGCCGAGCAACUUUUAUCCGGCGACGGGAACUGACACUGCGGCGCUCCGGCUAUGGAUCCGACUCCUUCUUGGUUCACGCCUAAGAGGCUUCUUGCUAUAUUUUGUGUAAUCAACUUGAUAAAUUACAUGGAUCGAGGAGCAAUAGCAAGCAAUGGUGUGAAUGGAAGUCAAGGAACUUGCACAGCAAGUGGCACAUGCACAUCUGGUAGUGGGAUACAAGGUGAGUUCAGCUUGAGCAAUUUUGAGGAUGGAUUUCUUUCUUCAAGUUUCAUGGUUGGACUUUUGGUUGCUUGUCCAAUAUUUGCUACCCUAGCAGAACGCAUUAACCCAUUUAGGCUCAUUGGGGUUGGAUUAUCAGUUUGGACUAUUGCUGUCAUUGGUUGUGCUGCUUCAUUUAAUUUCUGGUCCAUCUCAAUAUGCCGCAUGUUGGUUGGUGUUGGUGAAGCAUCAUUUGUAAGCCUUGCUGCACCAUUCAUCGAUGAUAAUGCACCUCCUUCUCAGAAAACAGCUUGGCUUGGAAUAUUUUACAUGUGUAUACCUAGCGGUUAUGCAAUUGGCUAUAUCUUUGGUGGAUUGGUUGGAGGUAAUUUUAAUUGGCGUAUUGCAUUCAUUGGAGAGGCUGUUUUGAUGCUUCCAUUUGCAGUUCUAGGGUUUGUUAUAAAGCCUUUGCAAUUGAAAGGAUUUUCUCCUUCUGCAUCAUAUGGAGUGGUGAGAUCUGAGGAUUCGGUUGCCUCUGAAGUUCAAGAGACAGAAGCUUCAUAUGGCAAAGGUGGUGGAUUCUCCAUUGCUGAAGAUAGCUCAGAGAAAUCUUCCAGUUUUGCUUCUAAGUCAAGGAAUCAGCUCUCGAAACUUGUGAAAGAAGUGAAAGAGCUCUUGGUUAAUAAGGUUUAUGUUAUUAACGUUUUAGGUUAUAUAGCAUAUAAUUUUGUCAUAGGCGCGUAUUCAUAUUGGGGACCUAAAGCUGGUUAUAGCAUCUAUAAUAUGAGCAAUGCUGACUUGAUCUUUGGAGGAAUAACGGUUGUAUCUGGAGUGGUGGGCACAGUAGGAGGAGGCUACGUUCUGGAUUUUAUGAGCAACACCAUCUCAAAUGGUUUCAAGCUUCUCUCUGCAACAACCUUUAUUGGGGCAAUAUUUUGCUUCAGUGCCUUCUGUUUUAAGAGCGUUUAUAUCUAUCUAGCCCUAUUUUCAAUUGGUGAACUACUCGUUUUUGCUACUCAGGGUCCUGUAAAUUAUAUUAAUCUUGAGGCCGUUAAACCAAGUCUAAGGCCACUAUCUAUGGCUAUGUCUACCGUUGCAAUCCACAUCUUUGGAGAUGUGCCAUCCUCGCCUCUUGUUGGAGUUCUUCAGGACUACGUUAACAAUUGGAGGGUGUCUGCUCUUGUUCUUACAGCUGUUCUGUUUCCAACAGCUCUAAUAUGGUUUGCAGGUGUAUUUCUUCCCAGUGUAGACUCGUCUGAUGAAAACGGUCAUCUCGAAGAUUCUGCAACCAACCAGUUGAGCACGACACCAUUGCUCGAAGGACAGUUGAUAAAGAUAGCUGAAUCUUCUUCCCAACCAUAAAUGGUUUUUGUUUCUGUUUCUCACUCCAUGCUCAACAUGCCCUUCUCAUUGCUUUCUCAUGUAAGUAUCGUCUUUAGUUCGGUUAGGAUGUGUAACGAUUGUGAACUAGACUAAUCUUAAUUAUUGGAAAACGAAGUUUGAUUAACAAACGUUGUUUUUCCUGUAUUUGGAAACAGACCUCUUAUCAGCUGGUUAACUCAAAUGCAUUUGUGUAUAAUGUAGAUGUUGUAACCUCUCUCUUUUGUUUUGUUUUUUUUUUUUCCUGUUUUAGUUGUUAGAUUUGUUAGCAGUUGAGUUUGUAUUUCUUGAAGAAUUUAAAUGCAUUCAUAUCGUUCCGUCAAA
Messenger RNA from Momordica charantia (bitter melon), 1988 nucleotides. Its product is annotated as putative sphingolipid transporter spinster homolog 2. The record is from RefSeq and is a predicted model, not a curated record. Gene Ontology annotation, biological process: transmembrane transport. Gene Ontology annotation, cellular component: membrane. Gene Ontology annotation, molecular function: transmembrane transporter activity. NCBI's taxonomy places the organism in Eukaryota, Viridiplantae, Streptophyta, Magnoliopsida, Cucurbitales, Cucurbitaceae.